AUGGAGAAUGUGUGUGGUGAGUCGUUUCCGAACCAGCAUGUGCGCUUGUCGACGUUUGCAGCCACAAUCACGACAUACUUUGCAGUAUCAACGAGGGCGUCGCGGAUUCAGUGCCCAGCUCACGGGUGUGAUGGUGGCGAUGAAACGUGCAAGAAGAACGACGUUUCUUCAGGAAUCGUGCUUUCUAAAGUGUGUGUGGUCAGUACCAUGGCUGCCGGGUUUGGGCUGAGUGUCGAGCAAGUUGUGGCGAAAGGGCAAACGAACAUUCUGUGUUUCAACCAACAACGAAACGUGUUUUACGGCCAGUGUGGGUACAGCUUGCUUGUGCUCUGUAUCGUCUUGGUCACAAUUGCACUGGUGCGUAUGUUGGUAUGUUCGCACGGGCGAAAGGAAUUGGGAAUGGGACAGCUCAUCCUAAUACGAGACCGUCCACGAUUCAACGGUUUGAGCUUCUUGCUGCAUCCGCAUUGCAACCUCUGUCCUACUUCGACCCCGACCAGUACUAAGCCGGCGACUCUGGCUUUCCCCUCGGCCGCCACAUCCUCACCCCUUACCGUUUGCCCUCCGCGCGUGAAGUUGGAAACGAUAUCUCCAACACCGGUCACGCGAGCCUUCGCGUCGUUUGCGAGCAUGGGAACGGACUGUUGA
This is a messenger RNA of Aphanomyces astaci, 648 nucleotides long. RefSeq lists its product as hypothetical. Lineage: Eukaryota; Oomycota; Saprolegniomycetes; Saprolegniales; Verrucalvaceae. The transcript is spliced from 3 exons. Bases 1 to 648 code for a protein of 215 amino acids. The record is from RefSeq and is a predicted model, not a curated record.